AUGACUGUUUGGCUGUCACUACAUGGCGCUGGAGUUAUCAAGCCUGCGGAAAGCUCAUUUAACAUUACACCUGGCGAAAUUGGUUCAGUCUUAAGACCAACAGACGUUAACGCCCUCACCGGUUCCAUCAUCUUUCCCAUGCCAAAUUUACCACAGAAUGCUUUGAACUUCGUCUCAAUAGAAGUCAGCUUCACAGCUUGUAAUGCAAGAGUCGAUGAGGUGGCUAUCAUAUGCGAUGGUUACAAGGCAUUUCAAAAAAAGAGUCUCAGAAAGAUAAGGGACUUUAAUACCAAAGUCUCCCUCCCUGACGGAAAUAUCGAUGGUCUUACUAGAGGCCUCGCAUUAUCAAUUCAAGUGGAGUUUCAGACUGUAUCUGCAAGUCUCGAAUUCCGGUGGGCUGGGCUAGAGAUCGCUGUCUCUCCAACUUUACCGGUAGCGAGUCCUAGGUGUGAGAGUGGUACUUGGAAUGUUAUGGAUGUUCGACCGUGGGAUGAGCCUAGGGAGAAGACGGAAGGUUGGAUCGGGUUUUCAAAAGAGUUUGAGUCACCUCCAAUCGUAAUGUUGAGUUUGACCGGCGUGGAUAUUGGAAAUGAGGCCAAUUCUAGAGUCAAGGUCUAUACCUCGGAGGUAACCUCGCAUGGGUUUACUGUUCAUGCGGACUCAUGGGGAAACACUAAACUAUACUCAUGUGGAGCGUCAUGGAUUGCAUUAGGACACUGA
Botrytis deweyae is the source of this 720-nucleotide messenger RNA. RefSeq lists its product as uncharacterized. Gene Ontology annotation, molecular function: carbohydrate binding. The record is from RefSeq and is a predicted model, not a curated record. The coding region runs from base 1 to 720 and encodes 239 amino acids. Lineage: Eukaryota; Fungi; Ascomycota; Leotiomycetes; Helotiales; Sclerotiniaceae. The transcript has a single exon. Gene Ontology annotation, biological process: cell adhesion.